AUGGACUUGCUGCAACUAAACGACGAUUGUUUGGAAGUUAUAUUUAGCUACUUAAAAUUAGAUGAACUACUGCCGCUCUACAAUGCAAUUCAAUGUUUCAAUGCGGCCAUCGAAAGACAACUCCACCGAUUUAAGGAUUUCAAAUUCACCAUGAGAACACCUCCUGUUUUCAAUGAAGACCUAUUGAUAAAACUGGGUCACCAUCUGAACAGUCUGCACAUAAACGUGGGCUACUCCACCAAGGACGAAGACAUCCUGCGAUACCUGAAACCCUUGUGCCAAGGAGCCUCCGAGACUCGCCGGAUAAAAGCCUUAAAGUUAGAUCAUGCCAAGUGGUCAUUUAAUAUGGUAGAAGCCGUGAGACAAGUGGUUCCAUCGCUGUUAUUUUUGGACAUGCGUCACUGCGAUGUGCGCGAUUAUCAGAUAGCGCAGCUCUUAGAAUCGGCAGAUAAGUUGAAGGCCCUCGCUCUACUCCAUGUGAACAACCAGACGGGUGAUUCUUAUCUGCAACCCCAAAUACUCAACAGGUUGCCAUCUCUGAAACUCAUCCACAUCACAAUCCUUGGACCUGUGCCCUUUUCACCUGAACAUCUGGCUGAGCAGUGCCCGAACCUGAGUUUCCUGAUCACUGACCUUAUCAAAAGCGAUUUUAAGAUAUAUGGUGAUCCUGUGUACAUUCAAAACUACUAUAAAUACUACAAUGAAUAUUUCAAGGCAUUAUAA
Messenger RNA from Drosophila takahashii, 723 nucleotides. RefSeq lists its product as uncharacterized. NCBI's taxonomy places the organism in Eukaryota, Metazoa, Arthropoda, Insecta, Diptera, Drosophilidae. The record is from RefSeq and is a predicted model, not a curated record.